Hydatigera taeniaeformis is the source of this 942-nucleotide messenger RNA. NCBI's taxonomy places the organism in Eukaryota, Metazoa, Platyhelminthes, Cestoda, Cyclophyllidea, Taeniidae. The record is from the annotation of a GenBank genome assembly.
AUGCACGCACAUACACAUGCCCCGAGCGCUGCCACAUCCCACGGAAAGCACCAAGUUCAGUUACCCACGGAGAAGCAGUCAGACCAGAUGGCUAGUCAACUUUUGACCAUGAAACUUGUCCGCGAGGACAGCUCUGUGCCCUGGGGCUUUCGUCUGGAGGGCGGGGUGGAUGUGGGCCUUCCGCUGAACAUAAAAAGCGUUGCACGUGGUGGAUUAGCCGAGCGCUGUGGUCUUCGAGGGGGAGACUAUGUCCUUCGCAUCAACCGAACUGAUAUGCGGGGCCUAACUCAUGAACAGGCGAAGAUGGAGAUUAUCCGUUCCAGCAAUGACUUUGUGAUAAUGGUUCAGCGUGGAGGGGCAAUUUCACCAAUUCGAACCACUACCACUACAACCACAAUUCAGCCCAUGACAGCGCGUGUAGAAGAGUCGGUUAUCCGCGGGGUUAUGGACAACGGACAAGCAAAUUUAAAAAGUGCUUUUGCAGCGCCUUAUUCGCCACCAAUUGGAGCUUCGCAUAACGUGAAUCCAGUGCCAUUCGGACAGGCACCUUUGCCUGGUCAUUCGGUGAUAACUCGAAACGCAGAGGGCAGAACACAUCGUAUCCUUCACUCCGAAUACAAUUCACCCAUGGGACUCUAUUCCCAACGCAACGCCUCAGCAUCUUUUGAGAACGCUUUAUCAGCCGCUGGAACUUCAUCACCCGCUAAUGUAACGCCGAAACUCAUCUGCGAUGCCUGCAGAGGUCCCAUUGCUGGAGUUAUGGUCAAAGUGCAUGGUUCAAUUCCCAUGCAUCCUGAGUGCUUAAAGUGUUCGCAGUGUGGAAUUAACCUCCGUAAUGUGGGUUACUUUUACAUAAAUGGUGUGCUCUACUGCGAAACGCACGCAAGAAGGGCCGCUCCACCACCAAGACAAGGACUACAAGCCGGAGUGAUGUAUAAGUGA